AACUCCACCAUAUGCCAGUAGGGCUGAAAUGCGGUUUACCGUUACAGAACUUGAGAAUCUUUAUCGAGGUCUCCAAUUGAGAGGAUCGGAAUGUUUGCUGCAUUCUGAACUGAGACGAGAAAAGUAACGGUUCAAAUACACACGAGUGUCUGAUCACAUUGCGUAUGUAGUCGGCCCACUAAGGAAGUUUCACACAGCUUUCUGGUGGAUUCCGCCAGACAGUCGUCACCAGUUGGGAGGGAGGUGGGGGGGUUGAUAGGGCUGUGCUACGUUAGCAACAGUCAUUCCAUCGCAGAGCCUCUUGUUUGGCUGGGCCUCUCGUCAGCCCUAGUUUGUGAGGAGAGACGGAAUUGCGAGCAGCGUUGCAGCAGCUGGCCAGGCUAUCUCUGCCAUUUUGUUUGAAUCCGGUCAAUUUCGGACCAGGCGCAUCCGCACGAGGAGUUUGCAACAACAACAACGGGACAAUGACUUGAACUGGACUGUGGUUCAAGCUUGGGACUUUUGUAUAUGAAAUUACAAUACAAGCGUACCUGACGGGUUGCCAUACAGUGCUGAUGCCAACUGAUCAAGAAUGUGCUCAAUGAACCAUCCCAACUGGGUCACCUUUGAGGACGAGGGAAGCCCCGUCUCCUCACCUCCGAAGCAGCCGCAGACCUCAUCGUCCACCCCCAGGUCCUUACCUCGCCCCAAUGGCUUAAAGCUGGUGCUCCCACCCUUGGGAGAUCAAUCAUGGAGCUUUACCGGUGCCCUUGAAUCUCCUCAGGUACACUCUGGCCUUAAUGGCAGUAAUUGUGUCCCCAGUAACACUCCCAUGUGCACACCUGUGAGGGAGACUCCGACUGGUGCAUCCCCUUUCAACUUUGGUCCUCGGGGACAACCAGACUUGUUCUGCAGUGCUUCCAGCUCCCCGUCUACUGUCUUAUCUUCCUCAGGCCUGGGUCAAAGUUCAACAAACCCCACCUCAGAGAACUCCAGCCCUUUCCCUUUGUUCCAAGAUGACCCAGGGCACUGUAAUCCUUUCUGGGGGGGGGACCCGACCAGCCACAACGCAGAGUCAGGUAGCUCUUCGUCAGAUUCCGAGUCCGGCUCGAGUUUGCCUCGCUUCUUCAUCAGGACCAAGGAGGGCUAUGAGCCGCCCCCUGCCGCUCAUCUUCAGAGUUCCUACUCGUACAUUUGUCAUAAACUCGAGCGUUUACGUGCCGUAGGAGACGCGGAGGAGGAGGAGGAAGAAGAAGCGGAGGAGGACAGUACGAGAACAGAGCCAAGCGUGGAAGAGGAGAGAGACGAGGGACGAACUGCAGGGAAGUCUCUGCUUUUCGUUCCUCAGGGAUUGUUUCGUAGCCAGCGGAGACACGGCUGGCCACUGAUGUUGAGGAUCCCGGAGAAGAAGAAUCGGAUGUCUUCCCGUCAGUGGGGCCCCAUCUACCUGCACCUGUUGCCUGGAGGAGUCUUGCAGCUCUACUACGAGAAAGGCUUGGAGAAACCCUUCAAGGAGUUCCAGCUCCAGCCCCAGUGCCGCCUCUCGGGGCCCAAACUGGAGAGCUACGGCGAGCCCCGCAAGAUCCACACGGUGAAGAUCGAGCACGUGACUCACACCGAGCGCAAACGCUACCACCCCAAGCCCGACGUGACUCACGAGGCAGAGGUGGAACAGCUACUGAAGUUUGGCACCACGGACAACUCCGACAUGGAGGACCUUAUGGUGGCUCUGGAGGAAGAGCUGCUGAGGCUACCACCCCCACAACAACCCAGAAAACACUACGAGGAGCAGGAGAUGUCGUUGCAGAUCGCCGACGACGUCUGGGUGAAGCUGGAUAAGGACGGGGCCACACUGGAGCGGGCGGCCGUCACACGGAUCCACUGUCUGGCGUUCCUGAACGCUCCGGGAGAGUGUUUCAUGGCGCUGAAUGACGAGAAGCUGCUGCUGAGAGACUCCAGCUACGGGUCCGAAGGAGAGGACAGCGUUUGGAUGGAAAUCGCGGACUGUCACUUCCACAGCUGCGUGAAAGAAGAUGAGUUCCACAACUCACGACUGGUGAAGUUCUCACCUCCGGACGCUUGCAGAGUGGAGCUGAUGCGCUACAAGACAAGGUCGUUUGGUUGCAGUGACCUCCCCUUCUCCAUGAAGGCCUUAGUUACUGUCCAGGGCGCUUAUGUGGAGCUGCAGGCCUUCCUCAAUAUGUCCUCUUCGUUCCCAUCCGUAGGAGUAGCAGCUGAGUGUCAGCCUCUGUGUGAGAAUGUGAUGAUCCGGGUGCCUGUGCCUGGGGACUGGAUUAAGGUGUCCCGCACGGUCUCCUUGCUACGGCAGAGGUCCCUCAAGUCUCGCAUGAACAGAAACACCUGCCUGGGCUCUGUCAAUAUGCCAGAGUCUCAUCCGGUCAUGCAAGUGUCUGUUGGCACUGUCAAGUAUGAGAAUGUAUAUGGGGCAAUUGUGUGGAGGAUUGACAGACUACCUGCUAAGAAUAUGGCACUGAACCAUCCACAUUCCUUCUCCUGCAAGCUGGAGCUCGGGUCCGACCAGGAGAUCCCAACUGACUGGUACCCCUUCGCCACCGUGGAAUAUGAUGUUGCUGAUGUAGUUGUGUCCCAAACGAGGGUCCGUUCUCUUGGCACGGAGAGUGACAUUCAGCCACAGAAGCAUGUGAGCAGUAGAGCUUACUAUCACUGCCAGUGCAAACUUUAUCUUUCUGUUAUCGACGAUGUCAUCGAAAAUGUACGAGAGACGUUUCUUGACGAAGGAGUGGAAGAGGGUGUCCUGAACGAACUUCGUCAGUUGUGGGUGUCAAGAGUCAUGCAGUCAAAAGCAGUGGAGGGUUUCCGUAAGGAUACCGUAAAUCCAUCGAAGUUUGUGCUUCAGCUUCCAGCCAACUACACGCAAACCCUCCAAAAACAGCCUGCCUCAAUCAUCCUCCCACCUGGACAGAAUGUGCAGAACUUUACAGCUAAGGCGAGCAGUGCUGGUGCUAUCGCUACCUUCUCUCUUCCACCUGGAGUAACAUAUCCGGUUCACAUCCCAGCCGGAGUCACGCUGCAGACGGCCUCAGGUCAUUUUUACAAAGUAAACGUACCCGUUGUGGUGACCCAGGCCCCAAGAGCCAAUCGCGUGUUCCCUCAGCCCGCUGCACAGCAACAGCAGGCCCCUCCCGCUCCACCCAAGCCCCAGCCAGCCCCCGGCAAAGCCCACACCACCACCAUCACCAUCACCACUACCCGCCAAGCACCCAUUCAAACCUCUAACAAGAUGGCUGCCCUGCCCACAUCCACUGCCCCUGUGCCCCAGCCCAAUGGGUCCGCCACUCAAGCAGGCCAGCAACCUCAGAACCCCCAGAAGCCCCAGAAGCCCCAGAAGCCCCCGGCACCUGUGGGUCAAAGCCUCGCGGCUCCAGUCCCGCACCCAGCCCCGCUGCCUCCCGUGCCUCUUCAGCCUGCCGUGCCUCUUCAGCCUCCCGUGCCUCCUCAGGCAGUGCCGGAGAGCCCUGGGGACUUCACCCUGGACGGCAUUGAGUUCAGCCCUCAUGGGCUGGAGGCGCCCUUCACCCCUUCCCCUGGGGUGCACAUCAAGCAGGAGCAGGGGCCACCACCGAUUGGCUCUAAGGCGGGGGAGGGCAUCGGCGCGGCCGUGGACACACCUGAUAAAGAGGUGAAGGAGGAGGCUCCCGAUGGACUGCCUGUGUCAGAUGGCACAGCCUUCUCCAGCCUCGGGAGCCAACUGGAUGAAGCCAUUAAGAUGGAACUCAUGAGGGACUUCGACUACAACGGGUUGGAGGACAUCGUGCAGCUGGACGGGGCCUGUGACGGCACUUCUGACGAGGAGGAGGUGGACAUCGGAGGGCCGGUGGGAGAGAACGACUUCCUGGGCAUGAUCAGCGCAGAUGCCCUGCACGUCCUGGAGGAGGAGGGCGGCACGGACGACAGCAGCACCUCGGGCAGCGACAUGGAGAAGGAUGAGGAGGUGAUAGAGGAGCAGGACCCCUUGAACUCAGGAGAUGAUGUGAGUGAGCAGGACAUCCCGGAUCUUUUCGACACAGACAAUGUCAUUGUUUGCCAGUAUGAGAAGAUUCACCGCAGUAAGAACCGCUGGAAGUUCAACCUGAAGGAUGGAGUCAUGUGUUAUGGGGGAAAGGAUUAUGUUUUCUCCCGGGCCAUUGGAGAGGCAGAGUGGUAAGGGUUCAUGGAAGAGGUCACCACGGCAACAACACCAGCAAUAGACCAUUGUUUUGAAAGUGUGAGAAAAAAAUGAACCGGAAAAUAAACCGAAAUUACGAAAAUGUUCUAACAUGCUCUAGCUCGAGAAGCCUUAAAAGUAGAGUUUUCUGACGUCUUGUAGAUGGACUUUGACUGACUUUAUUUACGUAUUAUUUCCUUGAACUUGUAUUUUGUUAAGUAACAUUUAUUUAUUUAUUCAUUAUUAUUUAUACUCCAGGGAGCUCACACUCUGUAUAUGCACUGACCUAUGCUCUGCAUUAUGUCAUUUAAACACAGCAGUCCUGAUUGAGAUUCAUAUGAUGAAUGUUUAUUUGUGUACGUUUUGUUUGGUUAUUUAUUUAUUUAUUUGAGGUGUAGCUCCGCUGUCAGUAAAUGUGAUU
Molecule: messenger RNA, 4586 nt
Organism: Clupea harengus (Atlantic herring)
Lineage: Eukaryota; Metazoa; Chordata; Actinopteri; Clupeiformes; Clupeidae
Gene: gtf2a1l
Product: stonin-1
Exons: 11
Coding region: 572-4165 (1197 amino acids)
Biological process (GO): transcription initiation at RNA polymerase II promoter; transcription by RNA polymerase II
Cellular component (GO): transcription factor TFIIA complex
Source: RefSeq, a predicted model, not a curated record